AUGUCGGCAUCCAGACCAUGCUUUAGCGACUUCCCUAACUUCAAGCAACUCCCCGAUCUCCCAAUCAGCGUCGAGUUCUAUCGACUUGCAUCCCAGCAACGUUGGAAGAAAGGCUCGAAGACCUGGUGCAAGGUGUGGAACCGCUGCAUAAACAUGGAGUACGACAGAGUCAUAGGAAAACAUUUGACAGGGUUGGACGAUUGGCGCCGACUGUGCGAAGAGCUGGAUUUACCAGGUCCUUUCCCUUCCAUUCGGCAGUGUAAAAAGGCUUUGUCGAAGGUCUAUGUUAACAUUGUGGAUGUCCUCGAAUGUCGACAGCUGCAUCGGAAACCAAGAAAGUUCCAUACCCUCGACGCGCUGAUUGCGUAUACCCGGAAUUCGGGCAAAUUUUUCGGCAGAGCUCAAGCUAAGCAGGACCAAUUGCUCAGAACUCUGUUGAGAAAGUUGUUGUGA
Messenger RNA from Aspergillus sclerotioniger CBS 115572, 453 nucleotides. RefSeq lists its product as uncharacterized. Lineage: Eukaryota; Fungi; Ascomycota; Eurotiomycetes; Eurotiales; Aspergillaceae. Bases 1 to 453 code for a protein of 150 amino acids. The transcript has 2 exons. The record is from RefSeq and is a predicted model, not a curated record.